CUAAACGAAUUAAGCCCACUGCCAAACGCAUUCCACUCCAACCCGAUUGAUUGAUAACUUUCUGCUUUGUUCAAGGAAGCUUUGAGUUUCCGGAGUUCAUCUUCAUCGUCUUCUCCUUGAUUAGUGCUCCUCAUUCCCCUUCUCCUCCUGCUGUUCUUCAUUGAAGGGUUUUGAAGAAGACAAGUUUGGCCUAGAGAUUUUAGCAUGGAGGUUAGUUUCUUCGUUGUUCUUGGCGUACUUUUAUUGCGUUAAUUUGGUGCAGUGGACGGCGGUUGUUUGAAUCAUGGCUUGAGGCGGCCAUGACGAAGCCUUGUGAUACCAUUUCCAUGAAAAAGCCUAGAAACGAUGAGAUUCUGGGAGUUUAGCCAUUGAAUUCAAUCAUCUCAUUAUUAAAUUAAUGAUCUUUCAUAUCAAUGCUUGCUUGAUUCUCAUCUUUCUGGACAAAUAGGCAGAAAGCAAGGAGAACAUCUUGGUGGUCGGUUACAUAAUGAAGCCUUCUCGGAAAGAAGAUUUUGCGAAGAGAGUUACAACAAGUAGAUGUGCUGCUUCACAAAGCAACAGAUGAGAUUGUUGAUGUUAAAAUGAGUAGCAGUUCGGAGUUUGUUGACAAAAUUGAGUAUACCAAGGGCAUGCAGGAUUUACAAAGGUACACUGAGAGCCAUCCAGAAUGCUGUGUGAUUGAUCCAUUUCCUAACAUUUAUCCUGUACUGGAUCGGCUUAGAAUCCAACAGAUCCUAUUUGGUUUGGAAAAUCUCUGCAUAAAAAGCUGUUACAGAAUCAGGGGUCCUCGUUUUCUCAAGGUUAAUAGCUUUGAGGAGCCCAAUUUGGAACACAGGUUGUUUGAAGCCAAGCUCUCAUUUCCAAAUAUUGUGAAACCUCAAGUUGCUUGUGGUGUAGCUGUUGCGCACAGCAUGGCGAUAGUCUUUAAUAUAGAGCAGUACAAAGGCCUGAAUGUUCCCCUUCCAGCAGUUGUGCAGGAAUAUGUUGACCAUUCAUCCUGUCUGUUUAAGUUCUAUGUCCUGGGGGAGAAGGUUUUCUAUGCAAUUAAGAAGUCUACGCCUAAUGCAGCUACUUUGAUGGGCUUACCAGAGGCGUGUGAUCUCAAGCCUAUCCUCUUUGACAGUUUGAAAUCUCUACCUAUAGACAAGAAAAAUCAGCAGGUUGAGGAUGGGGUGAGCAGUGCUGGAAUUCAGCAACUUGACCUUGAACUCGUCACUGAUGCUGCAAAUUGGCUCAGAAGUGUUCUCAACCUUACCAUAUUUGGCUUUGAUGUUGUUAUCCAGGAAGCCACAGGCGACCAUGUCAUCGUCGAUUUAAAUUACCUGCCAUCUUUCAAGGAGGUCCCAGAUGAUGUUGCAAUACCUGCCUUCUGGGAAGCUAUAAAGUGGAGAUUCAAGUCAGAAAGAGGUCAAAGAAACUCUUCCUUGGCACCUUCAUCUGCUGAUAGCAAUAUAGUUUCAUUUCCAUAAUGUUCCUUGCUACUGGCUCGUAAUGGAUGAAAGCUUAAGAGCACUGACAGAGAACAUUUUUGUUGUUUGAUUAUCAGAAGUCGAAUUUGCCACUGACUCAAAUUUCACUGCAAAUUAUUCACAUCGACUCUUCAUUGUUUAUUUGAACCUUGGACGAUUCUUGAAUUCUAAAACAGUGAUCCCAUCACUUUUUGGC
Messenger RNA from Coffea arabica (coffee), 1665 nucleotides. Lineage: Eukaryota; Viridiplantae; Streptophyta; Magnoliopsida; Gentianales; Rubiaceae. The record is from RefSeq and is a predicted model, not a curated record.